Molecule: messenger RNA, 204 nt
Organism: Fusarium tjaetaba
Lineage: Eukaryota; Fungi; Ascomycota; Sordariomycetes; Hypocreales; Nectriaceae
Exons: 1
Coding region: 1-204 (67 amino acids)
Source: RefSeq, a predicted model, not a curated record
AUGGCCUCUCCGUUCCUCGCCAUGAGACUCAACCGGUCGAGAUCUAAUGUUCCCAAGGCUAUCCCCGCUACCGCCAACUGGCGAGUCCCUUCUUCGCCCUCCGCCACCGGAGCCGAGAUGACCGGCACCGAAUCUUCGGCUGAUGAGACACCACGAUUGACCUCAGAGUCGCGUGCCCUUCGUCGGCGUUCUCUACCAGCUUGA